UGCUCGUGUAAAUGUACAUAUGUUAAAAAUGAUAGUGGUAAUAGUUAUAUAAAUAAAAAUAAAUAAAAUUUUUAAAAAAUAAUCCCGAAACUUAUUAAAAAAAUACCUACUAAAAGAAAUAAAGUUAAGUUAAAUAUAUAUACAUUUAAAUUCAUUUUUUCUAAUGGUCAUUUUACGUCUUAACAUCUAAUCGUAGAAAAAAAAAAUAACUACUAAUCGCAAAUAUCCUUUUUGCUAAGCUUCCUAACCUAUUAUAGUAUGGAAUAAUGGACAAGAAUAAUCUCAACUAUUAGUGAUCUGCUUGAAAUAAUUCAUAGCAUCAAUUAUCUCAAAAUAAUCCAAACCAUUGAAAAAUCUUCUCAAAAUACUCCGGUGACUUAUAAUUAUCCGUAAUAUUAUAAGUUAUUUACGGAUAAUUAUAAGUCAUUGGAGUAUUUUGAGAAGAUUUUUCAAUAGUUGGGAUUUUUUUUGAGAUAUUGAUACUUUGGAUUAUUUCAAGCAGAUUACUAAUAGUUGGGAUUAUUCUUGUCCAUUUUUUCCUUAUAGUAUUUGUUCUAUGUUAAGGCCAACAUCAUUGAACUUGGAUGAGAUUCGUACGUGUGACCUCCUUCUUGGGAGUGUCACAGUGAUGUCCCCAGAUAACAAGGUAGUUGACAGCUAAUCACAAAUAUCUAAGUUACUAAACAUUUUACAUUAAAUCGACAAUGAAAGCGGUUGGUUAAAACAACUAAUAGAAUCGGUUAGUAUCAAUCAGUUGAUUCAACCAAUUAUCAGUUAGCAGUCAACCUCUAAUUGUCACACUCGUUGAUAUUUUUAGUCAUCAGCUUUACAUGACAAAAUCACACUAGAAGAACUGGAAAUGUCAAUUUCACAAUAUUUAAGAGGCUAAAUGUCGUGAAUUCUAAAGUCGGGGAUUAAAAAUAUCUUCCUCACAAAAAUUUGACCAAUUUAUUCGCCGAAGUUUUGUUUUUUUACCAAUUUGUCUCUAAAAGUUUUAUUUACUAAUUUGAUAGACUGUCCUUUUUUAUCAAUUUGGUAAUUUGGCCAAAGCUAGACUAAGGAUGUUUUUACUUGGACUGUAAUUUGUUGGUUCUGUCUGGUCUGAUCUAUUUUAGUCUGGUCUGGUCUGUUUUGGUCUGUUCUGGGUUGGUCUGGUCUGAAAUUUUAUUUUUUAUAUUUUUUGCAUAAAGAUUCCAUAAAUAAUUAUAUUUUAUUCAUUUAUAAUUAAAAAUAAUAAUAUUCCUUCCAAAUUAUCGAAAAUUAUUAUGGUUUAGAUAUAAAUAUAUCUUUUAGAAACAUAAGCGACAUGGAGCUGCAGUUGCUAAGAAGCAUAUGCCAUAUCUUCAGUACCUAGAAGCUUUAUUCCAAGGACAGACUGCACAUGGUGUAUGAGGUAGCUCACUUGCUAGCGCUAGGACAACACCCAUUCUCAAUAGUAAUGUCGCGGUCCAAAAGACUCAGAACAUAAACACCGAAGAAUCUUUUGAUACCGGUAGUGAUAGUUCGGAUGAAAAUGAAAGUCAUGAUACAGUUUAUGGUGAAAAAAGUGAUUCACCUAUUAUGGUAGAUCAAUCAUCCGCAUCAACUAAGAAGCGAAAGGGAAAAAACAAUGUCGGUGAAAGCUUAGCACGAAAGCGAGGGAAAAUAGAUAGAUGUUUAGAAAUCGUGAGCCUUGCUUCUGCAAAUGAGCGAUCUGUGAUUGAAAAGGUGGCUAAACUUCUUGAUGAGAUGGAGGUUGACAAGAAAUACGGUGAUCAAUAUUAUGUGGAUGCUAUGACCUUCUUAAGUGAAAGUAAUAAGGGUGAGGUCUUUGUGACACUUCGAUCUGAAAAUCAGAGGUGGAUGUUUCUACAGAAAGGAGUUCCUUACUGCAUGUGAUAUUUAUUUUCAGCAUGCUAAUUAUUUUGUCUAUUCGUUUUGAACUUUUUCUAUGUUUGUUUGAACUAAAAUUAUGUGGAUUGUUAUCUUUUACAAACAUCUCGUGUUAUCGUUGUUAUAGCAUGUGUUUACCAUUUUUUUUAAUGGGCAUUGGAAUUCAUUAUUUGACUUGUGUAAAAUGAAUAUUGAAGUUAGGCGGUCAUGUUUGCAUUAGAAGAGCUCAGAUCAUUACUAGAAGAUGAUGAACAAAAGAAAACUAGGAUAUCAAUGAGAGUAGGUGGAGAAACGAGAGGUGAAUAUAUACAUAGAAUGUUGAAUGGUCAUCCUGGAUUGUGUAAAGAGCAAUUAAGGUUGACAAAAGAAAUGUUCAUCCACCUUGUGAAUAUUAUGGUUGAAAGAAAUUUAUUAAAAGACAGCAUGUUCAUUCAUGUGGCGGAGCAAAUUGUAAUUGGUCUUUAUAUAUUGGCCAAGGGAGCUUCUUACACAGAUGCAACUGAUGUUUUUAAGCAUUCUUUGAGAACCAUAUGCAAAUAUUUCAAUCUAGUAUUGAAUGCCUUGGUUGAGUUAUCCUUUGACAUAAUUUGAACACAUCACAAUUUGUUGGACGUCCACACCAUAGUUUUCAACAGUUCCUUAUAUUGGCCGUAUUUCAAGGAAUAUUUAUGAAUUAUUCAACAUUUUUAAAAGUCAACGAAAACUAAUUUAUUUUUGUAUAUGUGUUAGACUUUAUUUAUGUUUUUUAUUUAUUGUAUUAGAAUUCAGUUGGAGCAUUAGAUGGUACUCACAUAGAAGCAGUUAUAUCAGAUGCAAAGGGGGUGCCGUUUCGAGGACACAAAGGAAACAAAACCUGGAAUGUCUUAGCAUGUUGUUCAUUUGAUAAACUAUUCACGUUUGUCAAUAUUGGCUGGGAAGGAAGCGCUCACGAUGUAAGAGUGUGGGUUGAUUCCUUAAUGCAAUAAAAAUAUCAUUUUUCUCAUCCCCCACCAGGUAAAUAUUACUUAGUAGAUUCAGGGUAUCCAAACACACUUGGAUAUUUAGCUCCAUUUGAUGAUGUGGGAAUGAGGAAACAUGUGCCAAAAUUUUGUGCCGGUGGCAAGAGGAGUAAUGGAACAUUUUAAUUAUCGCCAUUCAUCACUGAGAACUACCAUUGAAAGGGCAUUUUCGUAUAUGAAGAAAAAG
Cuscuta europaea is the source of this 3057-nucleotide messenger RNA. Lineage: Eukaryota; Viridiplantae; Streptophyta; Magnoliopsida; Solanales; Convolvulaceae. The record is from the annotation of a GenBank genome assembly.